Messenger RNA from Sitodiplosis mosellana (orange wheat blossom midge), 2858 nucleotides. RefSeq lists its product as uncharacterized. The record is from RefSeq and is a predicted model, not a curated record. The coding region runs from base 1050 to 2156 and encodes 368 amino acids. The transcript has 5 exons. NCBI's taxonomy places the organism in Eukaryota, Metazoa, Arthropoda, Insecta, Diptera, Cecidomyiidae.
CCUUAACCCUACACUUCUAUUCAAUGGGUACAAAAACGAUAAAAUGGUAAAAUAAUAUUGAUCAGCAUUUUUACGUAAAAAUGGGGUGUCUUAUUUGUGUACCGAUAUUCCAAAGUUUGCUUUCAAGUAUAAUCAUUUGUUCUCAAUUACAAGGGCCUGUUCAUUUGAAUUAUUGGAUUUGACUUUCAGAAAGAUUAAAACUAUAAAAUCGACAAAAAUCGAUGAAUGGUACAGAAUAUGUUAUCUGAUCACAUUGAAUGAACUCUAUGUCAAUUGUCCGGCCAAAAGUGAUUUCCUUUCUUUUUGCUCGCUUUUCGUAACCGCGGCAGCAUAAACAUUUAAUUGCAUUACGAAUUUCAAGCUUUUGCAAGCACGUGCCACGACACGCAAAAUCGAAUCAUUCAGACACACACAGCGUGCAGUGUUCUCCAGUUCGCUGAAUGAAAGAAAGUAACAAUGAAAUAACAUGAUGACCGUUUGCAAUCGAAAAUGUUUUCAUUAAACAGAUAACAACUUGCUUACAUAUGUUAACGAAGAGGAAAUCAAAUCGAGCCGUUUUUUUUGUCGCUUGAAUAUGAUCACCGAAACAAAACUAUUUUAUAUAGUGUGUAUAAAUAAUUCAGUCCAUGUUUAAAAUGGUGUGCGCGGUUUUAUUUUCAUUUUGUUCGCACAUCUUUGGCUCAUUGUUUUGUGGUGGCCGUUUUAAUUGUUCAAAUAGAAAACGAAUGGAGUGUGUGUGUGUGUGUGUGUGUGUACUCACUCCACAUGCAAUUGGUACCACCAUCAGUGGCACAAGAAGCUCCGAAUUAACUAAAAAUGCGUCGCGCACUUUGAUUCAUUGUCAAUGCGUCGCAUUACUUUGUCAAGUGAACAGUAAUUAGCUCUCUUGUUCGUCUGUAGCAAGUGUUUCGAUUCAGUCACGCGAAUUUUUUUUUAAGAUUCUUUCAUCGUCUGUUCAUUUUACUGAAGUGUGAUUUGUUUUUUGGAAAUAUUCUGCGUGAAUUUUGGUCGAUUUGGUGCAUGUGGAUUAUUCGAACAAACGGAGAACCAUGGGGAAACUGCGAAGAAAUUUAUUCGUUUGCUUGUCAAUUGUUUUGCUGAGUGAUUUUGUGCUGAGUGCCAGUGUUGAAAAACAAGGGCUGAGUGCCAGUGCUGAAAAGCGUACCGAUCAAGAUUCGUAUAUUGAUGCCCUGCAUAAAACACACGCAGAGGAUUCGUUGCAUUCGCGUGGUGUCUAUAAAGAUAACAGCAUCUCACCUGGGUAUUUCUACGGUCCGCCAGCAAGUGAAUACGGAUCGCCAGCAAGUGAAUAUGGACUGCCAGCAAGUGAGUAUGGACUGCCAGUUUCGACCGAAUAUGGUGCUCCUCCAUCCAACAGCUAUGGAGCUUCAUCAGCACCCACAUAUGGACCACCCUCAUCGUCUUAUGGGCCACCGUCGUCAUCUUAUGGUCCUCCCUCAUUUAGCUACCACUACGGGCCACCGUCAUACAGUCGACCGGUAAACGUUUACAAUUAUGGUCCAGCGCCGCCAAAAUUCCCCAUCGUCCAUAGUGCUCCUCGCGACGAACAUUGGCUCUUCGAUAAAUUUAAGUUCAAGCUCGAUCUCUUUACCAUCGGCAAAAUUCUCAUUAAAUUGAUUAUUUUCAAGAAAAUCGUUAAAUUCAUUGCAUUGAUCUGUUUGCUGCUCUUCUUGCCACGAUUGCAAACCAAGCAAAUGAAUAUCGUUGACAUGCUGGCCGGUGGCGAUGAAAGUGAAGAAUCAGCCGAAGAAAAGCGAUCAUUCGAUAUGCGUCAAUCAAGACAGAAGCAAAUAAACGAAGUGUCACGAUUCGCAAUGACAGCCAUCGAAUCGUUCACCGACAAACACCUGAUAAAAUGCGGCAACUUGAGUGAUAUUCCAUGCCGUUUCCAAUCAAUGGUCGAUAAUAUCGAUGAGAAAUACCCAUACGAAAGAAUUAUCGAAAUGUUUGUACCAAUUAGCCAAUACUAUUUAUAUCCACCGCAAAAUCCAAACAAAAUGCGUAGGAAGCAGCUGAAACCACAAAAUGCAGCAUCGUUCAAUGAUGUGAACCGAACUGAAGAGAAUAUGCUCCAAUCCGAACAGAGUUACGUUGAAAGUUCAACGCAUCCAUCGAUAGCAACGACCCCACAUUAGUAUAGCCCGUUGCUGUGAGGCAUUAUAACCAGAUAUAAAACACUGCCACCGUCUGGACUAUUUUUAGGUAUCGCAUUGUGUUUGAACGGCAUUUUAUUAAUGUUAGCCAAAUACAGAGAUAGCAUGUAAAUCGUAGAUCGCGCCAUAUAAAUCAAUUUAACUACACCACCACAUAUGUCCAGCUACUAUCCUCCUUUUUCUACCUUCGAUUUCACUCCUAUAUACCAAAAUUAAACAAAUAUAUGUGUCACAUUUGAUCGUCACCAAUUAACUUACAGAUCCAAACACUAAAAACCGAAUUACCAUUACCCGAAUGUCAUUCUAUGUAAGUUGCUAGCAUAUUUUUCUCUUAAAAAAACGCAAAAUCGGUAUUUAGCAAUAUAUGCAAGUGUGUGUGCCUCAUGAUUUUUGACCUAUUGUUUUCGAAAUUCUGGUUUAUAUUCAUUUCGAUAUUGUUUUUCAUUCUUGUACGCUGGUGCUUUCGGUUUUCUAUUUUCUUUCAUUAUCUAUCCAUCUCCCUCUCUUUCUCUCUCUCUCUCUCCGCCUUUUUCAUACGUGUGUGCGCCAUCUCUUUCUCUUGUAUUUAUUUAUUCAAUCAUCGCUAAAGCAUUUUUUAUAAUGAUAAUAAUCUAAUUUAUAUUCUAGAAGUGUAAAAUAAAUUAUUUUUUCGUGUUGUGGAAUACAUUUUAAAAGAAAAACGCA